CCAUGCAAAACUUUUCUUGCAAAUUGUUGCAGGCAGCAGUCAACAACUCAACAUGGGUAACGAAAUAAAAUCAUUGAGGAUUGAUAAGAUCUACAGGAAAGUUGCAUUCUGUAAAAAACGAUGGCAAGAUCCGAAAGGGAUGGUGGUACAAGGAAUGUUGAUAUAUACGGUCCUUCUCAUGGAGUACAUGAUCAGGUCACAGUUGAUAUUGAUUCAUUGACCUCUUCCGUUGAAAGUAUGAUGUCCCAAAAUCUGAUGAUGUCUGAUAAAGCAUGCAUCUUUAAAGUGCCCUACAUUCUCCGAAGACACAGCGAAAAAGCUUAUAACCCCAACGCAUUUUCAAUUGGCCCCUGGCACCGUCACCAUCCACUGAUGAAAUCUACAGAGAAAGUUAAACUGAAGUAUCUCAAAGGCCUUCUCUGCCGAAGAUCUGCCAGCAUAACACUGAAGGAGAUCAUCAAAUACACCAGGGGGAUCGAGAAAGAGGCACGGUCGUGUUAUGCUGGACCAAUUGAUGACGUCGGUGCAGAGGAUUUUGUCAGAAUGUUGGUAAUAGAUGGUUGCUUUCUUAUUGAGCUAUUUAGGAAGGAACAAGAUAAUCAUCUUAGAGAAGAUGAUGAUCCUAUCUUCAACAUGUCUUGUAUGUUGCAGUACCUGUAUCAUGACUUGAUUUUGGUAGAAAACCAAAUACCUUGGUUGGUCCUUGAACACUUGUUCAAGAUGACCGCGGAACCUGGAAACACGACAGCCCUCGCACACCUUGCCCUUCAAUUCUUUGACAACAUUUUUUCAUUUUGUCCACCCUCCAUAGAUUUCUCUUACCAAGAAAAAAAACAUUUGCUUGACCUCUUAAGAAAUUGGUUAGUUUUGUCAUCUGGAAAAGAGGAAAAUGGUGACACAGGAUGGGAACCUAUUCCAACCGUCACAAAUCUUGUUCUAAAUAAAUAA
Populus euphratica (Euphrates poplar) is the source of this 948-nucleotide messenger RNA. RefSeq names its product UPF0481 protein At3g47200-like. The transcript has 2 exons. The coding region runs from base 121 to 948 and encodes 275 amino acids. The record is from RefSeq and is a predicted model, not a curated record. Lineage: Eukaryota; Viridiplantae; Streptophyta; Magnoliopsida; Malpighiales; Salicaceae.